Molecule: messenger RNA, 1400 nt
Organism: Coregonus clupeaformis (lake whitefish)
Lineage: Eukaryota; Metazoa; Chordata; Actinopteri; Salmoniformes; Salmonidae
Product: sclerostin-like
Exons: 2
Coding region: 151-813 (220 amino acids)
Biological process (GO): ossification; negative regulation of Wnt signaling pathway; negative regulation of BMP signaling pathway
Molecular function (GO): BMP binding
Source: RefSeq, a predicted model, not a curated record
CACUUUGUGUAAGCGCUUAAUUGUCCGUUUUGACGAAAGCUUGGGUACUUAAAUAGCGUCAACGUAUCUUGUAUGGUUGGAAUUGGUGAAGUUGUCACAGAGCACAUUUUACCCGACGUUUUUUUCCCGCUAUACCGCUGAUCGAUAAGCAUGCAGGUGUCUCUCGCGCUCCUCGUCUCCAGCACCGUGCUGCUGCUGCUACAGGGAUGUUGUACCGUCGUGCAAGGAUGGAGGGUACUAAAAAACGAUGCUACAGAAAUCAUACCAGAAUAUACUGAAAACGCACAGCCUCCCGAGGAACCAAUACUACAGGCUUCUAAUAACAACAGUAAUACAAUGAAUCGACCAAAACACGGGGGAAGGAGAUCAUCAGCAAACACAGCCUCCUAUAGUGCCUCGGAGCUGAGCUGCAGGGAGCUGCGCUCCACCCGUUACAUCACUGACGGCUCCUGCCGCAGUGCCAAGCCCGUCAAGGAGCUGGUGUGCUCGGGCCAGUGCAUGCCCACCCACCUCCUACCCAACUCCAUCGUGCGCGGCAAAUGGUGGCGGAGUAGCGCCUCUGAUUACCGCUGCGUCCCGGCCCACUCUCGAACCCAGCGGGUGCAGCUGCAGUGCCCCAACGGCAACAGCCGGACUUACAAAAUCCGCGUGGUCACCUCCUGCAAGUGCAAGCGCUACAGCCGCCACCACAACCAGUCAGAGGCCAAGGAGAGCUCCUCGGAGGCCAAGCCCAGACGCAACAAGAAGCGCACCCGGCUGCCCGGGAGUCGGAACAAUAGCAACACACCAACGCUGGUCAGCAACUCGUACUGAGGAUGCUCUUCCUUCUUCCAUACACCGACAGAGACGAAAGCAGUACACGCGCACAUGUUACACACACCCAACACGGCUCCUUCACUGGAAGAGGGAGAAGAAGAGCCAUUUGAACAAAAAAGGAUUUGUAAAGCUGUUUGUUGGACUGAUUUGACACGUGUCUUUCUCACCAGACAGGCACUAUAAUAUUUUCCAAAAUGUUUCGGAACUUUUCAUUAGCAUGACCAAAUGAGUCAACAGAAUGCCAGGGAAGGCCAUGUGACUGGUCAGGAAAGGUGGAACACUGCUAGGAUUGGAGUGUACAGUGUUAUUACAUGUUCCAGUUCAUAGCUAACGGCCUCUGACUCAGACAUUAAGAGAAUCCACCUUAGCUACAGCAAGAGGUGCACCUAAACUCAAACCCCACCUGUCAAAACAUCCACUGGGCAGGCUACACUGCUUGAUAGGCCUGUAGGGUUGAAAAGUGUCUCUGUGCUCUAACUGUGCUCUAACUCUUCUAUGGUUAGAGCACAGUUAGUCCCCUGUAGCUCAGUUGGUAGAGCAUGGCGCUUGCAACGCCAGGGUUGUGGGUUCGUUUCCCACGAGGG